This is a messenger RNA of Xiphias gladius (swordfish), 768 nucleotides long. It is a transcript of the gene rbmx2, whose product is annotated as RNA binding motif protein X-linked 2. Gene Ontology annotation, cellular component: precatalytic spliceosome; catalytic step 2 spliceosome; U2 snRNP. NCBI's taxonomy places the organism in Eukaryota, Metazoa, Chordata, Actinopteri, Istiophoriformes, Xiphiidae. Gene Ontology annotation, molecular function: RNA binding. Gene Ontology annotation, biological process: mRNA splicing, via spliceosome. The transcript has 7 exons. The record is from RefSeq and is a predicted model, not a curated record. The coding region runs from base 1 to 768 and encodes 255 amino acids.
AUGACGGACAAGUGGCAGAUAGUUCCGCUAACGAAGGUGAAGUUGAUCAACGAGCUGAAUGAGCGGGAGGCCAACCUCGGGGUGAACGAGAGUGUCUCCUGGCACACGGAGUACAAAGACAGCGCCUGGAUCUUUGUCGGAGGAUUUCCGUACGAGCUGACUGAAGGCGACAUCAUCUGUGUCUUCUCUCAGUACGGCGAGGUGGUAAACAUCAACCUGGUGCGCGACAAGAAGACGGGGAAGUCCAAAGGGUUCUGCUUCAUCUGCUACGAGGACCAGAGGAGCACCAUCCUGGCCGUGGACAACUUCAACGGCAUCAAGAUUAAAGGUCGGACCAUUCGCGUGGAUCACGUCAAAGACUACCGUCCUCCCAAAGACUCUGAGGACAUCGACGAUGUGACCAAGCAUCUGAGGGAGCAGGGCUGCGCUCCCAAAGCCGUGGAGUCCUCCUCUUCCUCGGAGGAAGAGGAGCAGUACAGCAUACCCGUGAAGAAGCCCAAGAAAGUCAGAGUCAAAGAGGAGAAGGUGGACGGCGCCUACGACAAGUACAACCAGAGGGUGGCGCCACCAGGAGGACAACACAACGGGCAGAGAGCGAGGGAGAACGAGAGACUCCGGGGGGAGGAGGCGGAGAGGAGGAGAGAGGAAGACAGGAGGAGAAAUCACGAAAAGGAGACGGGAUCGUCAGCAUAUCAGACUGCGCUGAUCUGCUUCACGCUGAAGGAAGAGUUCGUCCUGCGGUUCAUUACGCUGCCUGCAGCCGUCUGA